This is a messenger RNA of Emiliania huxleyi CCMP1516, 468 nucleotides long. RefSeq lists its product as hypothetical. The transcript has a single exon. The record is from RefSeq and is a predicted model, not a curated record. NCBI's taxonomy places the organism in Eukaryota, Haptophyta, Isochrysidales, Noelaerhabdaceae. Bases 259 to 462 code for a protein of 67 amino acids.
ACCGGACACUUCGCACUCUGGGCACGAAUACACACACUCGCCGGCGUGACCCAUGUGCGCGCAUUUGAACAUGUGGUCGUGGUUGCAAUGUGCGCAGCACGGAUCUCGCUCGCUUUCGCUACCGAGCGGCUCUAGAGUAUCAUGAGAUGCCAUGGUCACGCACUCCAGCUCGAGGCAAUCUCCGCACGCCGUGCAUGCACCGCGCACGACAUACACAUCUCGCAACGGCAGGAACUCGGCGCUUGCUGAGACCCAGCUAUGCGGAUGCGUGCUCGGUGUGGGCUGUGCAGACAUGGCCGGCGCGUGCCAGCCGGGCACUCGGUGAUAGUAGGGGAACGUCACGAGCUCGUGCAGCUGCUCCGAGCUGAACUCAGCGACGUCAUGCAGGUUGAGCUCGUGAAGCAUCCGUUGCGCGUCUUUGAUCGACGGCUCGUCGGGCAGCCUGGCUGUCGAGACGUCUAGCUCGGG